AUGACUUCCAAGUACAGCGCCUGGCACACGUGCGCCGCCAUUUCGUCUGCGCAGCCCAGCUCCGGCGUCAGCGCUGAAAAGACCAUCGGUACCAUUGGCGCCGACGCUGGGACCGACCCAUCGCACGCCGUAAUCACGAAGCUUGCCCAACUCUGGCCUCCGAAUAGUACCAUUACCUACUCGUUCAUCGGCGGAACCGUCAACCAGCGUAACAAAGUUAACAAAGUCAUUACUGAAUGGCUCUCGUACGCAAAUGUCGUCUUCCAGCUCGUUGAUGUGGGGAAGGGAACGAUUCGUAUUUCUUUCGAUCCUACGCUGGGUUCUUGGAGCUAUGUCGGUACCGUCAACCAAAGCAUCGCUGCCCCCGCUGCGACCAUGAACUUGGGCUGGGUUACCGACGAUACCACUGUCAAUCAGAAUGAUCACGGCGUCAUCUUGCACGAGUGGGGACACGUCCUUGGAUGUAUGCACGAACAUCAAAGCCCGGCGCGCUCCGACGCGAUUACUCUGGACACCGACGCAGUUUACGCGUACUACGGGGCCACGCAAGGCUGGGAUAAGGCGACGAUCAAGGCCCAAAUCAUCGACGUGUACAACAGCGCGGAUGUGUCCAACUAUAGCGCGCUCGAUACCACCUCUAUCAUGAUGUACUUCAUGCCGGCCAAGAUGAACCUUCAGGGCCGUGAUAUUCCUCCAAACUAUUACCUCUCAGCGCUCGACAUGGCCUACAUGGUGGUGAAUUACCCGCGUUCCGUCCCCAACAGCCUAGCCCCGGCGUGGACUUUGGAGCAUGCGCUCGAAGUCUCUGGCGUUGACGCAAGCACUACCAAGGACAUUAUUGCUGCUAACCAGGGGCACGACAUCGACACUGUUCGCAAGCUGUUUACCGCGUUCCAAAUCGCUGCGCGCGCAAGCGCGGCGUCCGCUAGCGCUCCAGAUUCUGGCAAGCCUGCAGAGACGCCGACGACUCCUGCUGAUAGCACGAAGCCUUUAGGUACCGCUUUUUUUCUUGAGUCAUCCGUCGUUGCUUACCAUAUUCGCCAGAUGGAGUCACUACACGUGAGUAAUUCCCUCCCCCUUGCUGCUUUGAGCUCAGUCAGAGCAGAGCCUGCUUCGAACGCUUUCACCGACGCUGUUGGUUGGUGCGCCACCGAUCACGCAGACCUGACUCCUUCCACGGGGACAACUACCGGUCCCUCCGGCCCGCAACACGGCAUCACAAAGAAUUACAAGACGAUGCUGUGGCCCCCAGUUAAAGUGAUCACCUAUGGUUUCAUGCCGUACAACGCCGCCGCCAAGCACCAUGCCGACUACACCACAACCCAGCGCGACUCCGAGCCAACCGCCUACCGCCAGAAGUGGGUGACCGAUGUGUUCGACUACUACAACACGCUGCAGCUCGGCGUUGUCUUCCGCAAGGUCGAUGACCACGACCGCGUCAUGGCGCUCGACUUUUCGCAGCCGGUGAACCAGAAGCAGGUGACCGUGCGUGUGUCGUUCGGCCCGCCGACGCUGCGGCGCCCCAAUCCGUAUGACUCCAGCAAGACAUUCACACCCGGCGGCUGGGCGUUCAUCGGCACGGACCAGACGGAUCUGUUGGCGACGGCGGAUUACAUCAACGCUAAUCACCUGCCGGGACCCGAGUUUACGACGUUCUGGCUUGCCGGGGUCCCACACGACUCAGAUGCAGAGCUCACGCCUCCGUCGGGCUCGCCGUAUACGCUUGCGGAGAUGCUGGCAGGGCGGAGGCGCACAGUGUAUCAUGAGGUCGGCCAUAUCCUGGGCUUAAUUCAUGAACAGGAGUCUCCCACCUCGCCAACAGCCCUGCCUGACAAGAAGUUGGGACCGGCGGACGAAAUCAUCGCCACGCUGUAUGAUCCGAACAGCAUCAUGCUGUACCCUAACCAGGCGUACAAAAACUCUCCUACAACCGUGACCAAAUUAAACACGGCCCCGUCGUCUCUAGACCAGAUAACGCUUCAUCUGCUGUACCCAUUGAGUGCCCAACAGUUCAAAACAGCGCUUCAACAGCUCACCUUCGACGCCGAUGAGGUCGACGAGCUCUUCACCAAGGCACAACAGGCGUUCACUGCCGGCCUCACUACUGACGCCGGACUGCGUAUCUUCGCCGACCUACGGAGUGACCUCGCCGUAUAUUUCAGCACGGAGCCGCGCCGCCUGGCCAACAUCCCGCUUCUUCCCCCAGCACAUGACGUCGAUCCGGGCAACCCCGCGCACGAUGCAGGCGGCCCGGGCGGCAGCGCCGUCGGCAGACCCUCGACAGCGCAGGCGCCGGGCUUCCUCUUCGAGCUCGUCACGGCGCUGAAGCAGUUCUUCGACCCGGGCAACAACCAGAUGUUCACCCUGCAGUUCCCCGGCCGUUUCCUUGACCAGAGCUCGUAUGCGUGGGACACGUCCAUCGCGGGGGUGUACGGGCAGUUUGUCAAGCCGACCGUAGUCAACGAGGCUGAAUUCCGCCUUGUUGAUCAGUUGUACGACUUGACCGAUACGGUGGGCGGCCCUAACGGGACAAACCUGUCGAUCGUGUAUGAGCAGCUUCUGAACAAUCUACUCCCACGCUACGUUGACAACGGCCUCGCGCAGCAGCAGAACCAAAUCCGCCAGUGGCUGCUGAAGGACGUGAAGAUGUCGCAGUGGAUUACGGACAUCAUGGCGCGGCAGCAGCAGCGUGAGCAAUCACUCGCGAAUGCGGUCGCGCUCGGCCUCGGGAAGAAGGCCGCCAGCGGGAGUGGAGGGAGUGGCACUAAUGGCGGCUCAGGCUCAGCACCGGCGGGGGCAUCUUCUGCUGUGCUUGGCCCCGGGAAGAUGUUCGACAUCUCGAGCAAAGCGACGGCGAGCGGCGACACGCUGAACCGAAUCGAAUUGAGCGAGUUGCUGAUGAACGAGUACCUGUACGCGAAACAGGACUGGGAGGUCGAGCGCGAUGCUCUGAUUCGUCAGGCGACGGUGGCCGAUCUGGGCACGCCCGAGUCGCAGCGGGCACUCAACGAUGUCACACAGCAGCUGGCGCAUAUCACAGCCACGCGUCAAGCUCAGUUGGCGUCCAAAUACGCCGACGCAGUCGUGCGAGGGUACUCCCAUGCUGUCCACGAUUAUAUGGGCUAUUUGGACAUCGCAAGCCCCGGUGAGGCGCUCCAGAGCGCGAAAGAUUCGCUGCGCGAGGCCGCGAUGUCGUCCCUGGACGGGAGCAUGAAAGUGUACCCCGUGCAACUGUCGCCGCUGGACUGGUUCGAAGGCCUGUCGACGUCGUUCACUAUGGAAGAUCUGACGCAGAAUCCGGAGGUGAUCCGCCAGCAGAUCAACGCGAAGUCACAGCAGCUGGACACGCUCAAUGCACAGCUGGUCGCGUUGAAGAUGGGCACGAAGGGCGACCCGACCGAGUUGCAAGGCAAGGUUGACGCUGCACAGACAGCCCUCGACAAGGCGCAGGGCGCGCUGGCGUUGAAGUACUCGAGCAACGUGAUCGCAAUGGCGAAGACGUGUCUGGACGCUGCGGGGAAAGUGGACACCGCGACUUUGGCCGGAAAGCUGCAGAUGGCGUCCAGUGUGCUGUCCGAUUUGCCGAAUAUGAUGAAUGCGGUGCAAGAUGCGCAAGACCAGUUGACGGCUUCUUCGCGGGCGCUCUCCCAGAUGCUCGCCGCCCUGGCCUUAGCGAAGGCGACAGACACAAAGCAGCAGCAACAACAAAUCUCGCUGCAGAUUCAGGCGCUAACCGACGACCUUAACGAGUUGAACACGAGGUGGCAUACCCUGACGUCGAGCACGGGCGGAGUCAAUCCCCCCGCCGUGGUCGACCACAGCAACGAAGCGGUGCCCACUACGCCACUCCAGCUUCCCACGGACAGCUCGUCAGGCGGCAGCCGAUGGCAGACGAUCAUGUUCACCAGCAGUCACGAGAGCCGAACCAACCUCGCGACGAGCAAUGCUAGCGCAGCGUCCGAGCAAUGGUCGUGUAACUUGUGGAUAGCCUCGGGGUCUGGGUCUUCCUCCCAUUCGAGCGGCGCAUCGGCGACAGCGUCGAGCGCGCAGGAUGACAACAUCGAGCUGGCCUUCCGCGCCACGCUCGUCACCGUUGACCGCGGGGGUUGGUUCCAACCCCAAUUUUUCAAAGAGUCGGCAGCGUUCUACAAGGUGAAUGACCUCGUAUCCUGGGUUGACGACGACGCAAAGAAGGUCAAGGGGCUUCUCCCCGGCUUCCCCACCGCCUUCAUCAUCGCCAAGGACAUCGUCGUCCGCAUAACGCACAGCACGACGAACACCGCCGACAACAAGGCGAACGACGCGGCUAGCUCGGCGUCCUCGGGCGGCUUCCUCUGCUUCUCGUACUCGAAAAGCAGCUCCAGCAGCUCGAGUUCGGAGUCGGCGAGCUUCCAGGCGUACUCCAACGGCUAUAUCGUUAAAAUCCCUGGACCACAGAUUCUGGGGUAUAUCAUCCAGAAAACGGACCCCGACGCGGCGACGAUUAUGCCCGCGACACUCCCCACGAACUUCUUCAUCCCAGACGACGAAUACGACGCGACCGUGGGCGGCGGUGGGAAGCCUGCCAACGGCGCUAAUCCGGCGCACGAGGCGGAGCCGCCGGCAAGCCAUGCCCCCGCGCCCGGACCUGCGAUAAGCGAGGACCAACUAAAGGGUGUUUUGGCGAAAAUGCUGGAUGAUAAGGUUGGGGAGCUGUUUAAGCAGUUGAGCAACCCGCCAGCUGAUAAAGGGGCACAUACUACUGUCUAG
Messenger RNA from Mycena indigotica, 4749 nucleotides. RefSeq names its product ZnMc domain-containing protein. Lineage: Eukaryota; Fungi; Basidiomycota; Agaricomycetes; Agaricales; Mycenaceae. Gene Ontology annotation, molecular function: zinc ion binding; metalloendopeptidase activity. The record is from RefSeq and is a predicted model, not a curated record. The coding region runs from base 1 to 4749 and encodes 1582 amino acids. The transcript is spliced from 16 exons. Gene Ontology annotation, biological process: proteolysis.